AUGGGUCCACCCUUUGUACUUUACCUUACACCAACACCAACCAACCCCUCUCUUCCUGCACCACCUCUAAAAUUCGGGCUGUAUCGCGGGAAUACCCUCGUCAUCCUGCCGUCGCAGCCGCUGCCGGACCACCUGCAGGAUACACUCAGGUACUCUCCCCGGCCUGUUCCUAGACUCGACGAGGAGGAAGAAGAUGAGAGGAGUUGGAACCGAGCAUUACGUCCUGUAGCUUCAGAUUCGCCGGUCAUCAAUCGCUUUGGACACUCACGAGACUCCUCUGCCGACAAGAUUCUCCAGACACAUCAACCUGUAGCCUCUCCACGGCUUCACGGACCGCAUUCGAGAAGCCCCAUUGGCGGUGUCGUUGAACGAAUUAUCGACCCUAAAAGUGCAGCCUACGGCCAUCAUCGUCAAACUUCGAUCGUACACGGUUAUCAGCACUCAAGAAAUGGAAGCUUGGCCUCGACCAGUUCCAGCCCGUUAAGCCCGCAGAUGAUCGCAGCCGCCGGCGUCGGCCUCGAUCGUCCAGACAUGCAAUCGGUGGCCACCCGUAUCGAUGGCGACGCAGGCUACCCAUCGCGGCCCCCUACAUCACUCUCAGGAAAUGUUGCGACCAUGGAACGUCCUAAUGCCGCCGAUGCUCCCUACGGCCAGACCCAACGCAAGCUCGAACGAAUACAUAGUAAAUCGCGGCGCGACCAUACCCCUCAUCACUCUCACUCGUCCCGUCACCAUAAGGACGAACAAAAGACGGUUGGUGAAUAUGCGCUACAUGUAUUGUUCACCUCAUUUAUCGCACAAGCCGAAGAAAAGUUAACGGAAUGUGUUACGGUUCCUCUCGAUCCCGAGCCCAACGUCGAACAAAUAUGCGGACCAGGAGUUGACCCGGCCUUCGAUCAACUGAUUGUCGCUCUAGGCCACAUUGCCAGCCCGAAACCAAAAGCGUUAAUAGACUCCAUGAUGCUCUGGAGGAAAAGUAAAAGCGAUGCCGCCAAUGAUGCCCGCAGUCAUCUUCAGCAAUCUCGGAAUGCAGUGCCAGGAGGAGGACCUCUUCUUCGAAGGAAUACAGAACCAGUGCAGGCUGGAAUACCUGGCCAGGGAGGUCCUGAUGCUGCUUUCCCAAACGGUCCACCCACUCUUGCAGCAAGACAAGAGUUUGUGGCACAAGCUGAGCGUCGGUCAACUGUGUCUAUAUACAUACUCUGUCGUGUUCUUCUUGAAGUCAUCAGCCAAAGCAAUCUUGCUUCGAUCACGCCCGAAAUGGAGGACAAACUGGAGAACAUUAUCUUUGGGCAACUCAAAAUUGCGGAUACUGAACAAUUGAUGUUAUCGCCCCUCAAGCUUGCCAAUUGGAAUCUCUUUGCUCAACUCCUGGGACAUAUGAGUGGCAUCAAUUUUGUUGGAGUUACCAAGAGGUUCAUCGAAGACUUGGAAGGUUCUCUUCAGGCUCGAGAACGUGUGGUUAAGAGCCCAACAACAUCUUCGCACCCUGGCCGAGAUGUCGAGGGAAAGGUGGAGCUUGUGCUGGGAGGCAUGAAGCAUUUGAGGCUCAGGAUCUCACCUGAAGAAUCUUGGGAACAAUGUUGUGAUUUCCUCAUCUCCCUUGGUCGCCUCUUUCAAAAGUCCCAUGGACAAAAGAUCAAGACAGCCUUUUGCCAGGUGAUAGAUAUGCUUCUUCUUCCGAUCGCAGCAAAGGCAAGCAAUAGCCAUUUUAUGCAUCCGAAAUGGGCAGAAGUGGUCGCUGCUAUCGGACCUCGCCUGGCCCAGAUGUUCAUGAAGCCUAGACAUUGGAAUUUUGCAUUUCCUCUUACAGCCACACUGCUUUGUGUUUCCUCUCCCGACAACUUCGGUUCACAGUGGUUGCAACUGAUACUACCUCUGCAGGCCAAGAUCAAGGAUCGAGCCACUAAGCCUCUCUGUCUCCAGGUCAUCUCACGUUUGCUCUGGACAUUCUUAUAUCGCACCAAUGAGACUUUCCAAAGCAGCUUGCGCAAGAUUGACGAGGUCAUGAAACUGGUUUUGCCAUCCUCCAAGCGAAGCUUAGUUGCCUCUGAUACUGCUUGUACUGAGCCUUUAAUCCAAAUUAUUCGAAUUGUUGGCUUCAAGUACCCUGAAUACUGUUUUAGGAACGUGGUGUUUCCUCUCAUAAAUGCCGAACUCUUUAUUUCUAACAAAGAGCUGAAGGUUGAGCAACUGGAUCCUGAUAGAGUGGUAGUGGGUAUCAGAGCCUUCCUUUACAUCAUGUCAGAUCUGGAAAAUGGCGAACAAGGACGGCCGCCAUUUCCCCAAUAUUUCGGAACCCCCAGUCAUAAUUCGCUGCCUGAUCGAUUCCCCGUCUCUCCAGCUAUGUCGUCUCCUCGCAACCUUCCUCUUUCUCAGCCAACAACGGCUUCUAAAGAAGAGUAUAUUUCCCGCCCCGUCUUGACACACGUUCUGAGUGAUGGAGUCCGGGACUUUUACCUCAAAUUUUGUGAAAUCCUUGGGAAGAUUACAAUUAUAUGCGACAACACCUUUGGCGGACAAGCAGCGCUGGAUGAAAAAUUCAGCAGCCCCAUGCCAAAAACACCCAUUACUGAAACUUUCACCUUCUCCCGUAAAGAUGAUCACCAGAAUGCCGCAGAUCAGAAACAAGCGUUCUACGAACUUCUUCACGUGGCUGUUCAAGCAUUGCCUCGGUGUCUUUCUGUCGACAUUCCAUUCAACUCUAUAGUCAAUUUGUUGUGUACUGGGACAGCACAUGUGCAAUAUAACAUUGCCGAAUCGUCGGCCAAUUCUUUGAAGGCUAUCGCGAGGCAGUCUCAUGCCCAACAGGUUACUAUGGGCUUUGCCCGUUUUAUAUUUAAUUUUGACGAUCGGUACUCGACAAUGUCCGACGGUGGCAUGCUUGGUCAUAGCCACAUCGAAAACACAUUGCGCUUAUACGUGGAGCUGCUGCAGAUAUGGAUUGAAGAAAUCAGACAAAAGACCAGAGACGCCGCCACAGAUGAACCGGAAGCCAAGGCGUCGGACAAAAGAGCCAUAAAACUUGACCUUUCCAGCAUAUGGGCAGAGGUUGAUCAAGCAGAAGCUCAUGGGCUAUUCUUCCUCUGUUCGCAAUCACGCCGAGUUCGCCACUUUGCAGUCACAGUUUUGCGCUUGAUUGUUGAGUUUGAUAAGGCUCUUCGAAAGGAAGCGGCUGAGGAUAAAGACUCCAUACGACUCAUAGACAUCCUUGAGAAUGAAUCUAGCAAGGUUAUGGAUUUCAACGAUGAACAGCUAUCUGUCGCUGAACGAAGUCGAUUACAACGAGGCCUGCAAAACACCAACAACCAGGGUCCCCUUGUUGAGCUUUGCGCCAGUGAUGUCUCUUAUGACACGACUCUAUGGUUCAAAAUCUUCCCUAAACUCAUCCGGAUGGCCUAUGAGAAGUGCCCAUUUACAGUUACUAUAUGCCGUGACCUUAUCUGCAACCGCAUUUUGCAAAUGUAUAAACCGAUCGUAUACCUCUCCGAACCUUCACGAGGUCUUUACUACAACAAUGAGACAGGCAGUGCUCGACUUGGAGCAAGAUCAGCAACAACUCAACCCGAGGUGAUGGUGGAGCAAUGGAAGCUGUACUUGAUUUUUGCUUGCACUACGCUCGCAGAUCCAGGUGCUUUGCCUACGCCGCAGGACCCCCAACAUGUCCGAAUGGCCUCCAAGGCAUCCUCCAAAGAUAAAAUAGUGACAGCUCGGAUGCUGUUCAAGUAUCUAAUCCCUUUGUUAUCUGUCUCGUCCGCGUCUGUUCGGGAUGCUGUCGUUGUUUCCAUGGGCUCUAUUAAUAUUCACAUUUAUCGGACUCUACUCGAGGAGCUGCAAGGCCAGGUCUCUCGAUGCAAUGACGAGGCGCGAGCUCGGAUACACCAGCGGACGAAUAGCAACCCCAGGAGGAACAGGAAGAUGGAUCUUCUUAGAACGGAAAUCACGCACGUUUUCAAACUUACUUCACAUUUCCUCAACGAGCCGGAGGUUUACAAUAACGAGUUCUUCUUGACUACUCUCACUACAUACACAAAGGAUCUGAAGUUAUUUCUCAUGGAUGGAGAAGUCCAGAUGGACUGGGAAUUCCAAAAGCUCCGGCGCCACUACUGUGGUCUUAUGGAAGCACUUUUUGAAGGUAUCAACAGAACGAAAGACCCAUCCCGAUGGAUGACUUUUGAGUCUCGGAAGUCGGCCUUUUCGCUUAUGGAAGAUUGGUGCGGAUUUUCACCGAAUCAAAACCAGAUCCGCGUCCGUGAAGAUACUAUGCGCCAGUCGCUGAUCGAUCAGCAGACGUUGGGAGAGAGGGGAACUGCCACUGCUGCAAUGGAGAUAGAAAAGAGGAAUCUUCGCACUGCAGCCCUCAGUGCCAUGGCCGCUUUAUGUGGUGGACCGAUUAGCGUCACAACGGAAAGUAAUGUCGUUCUCCAGUUCGAUGUUCGACGCAUGCUUGCUUGGAUUGAUUCGAUUUUCAACUCUGGGAGCGACAAGAUGAAUGUCAUUGGUAGAAGGGCUUUGCAUAAUUUGAUUGUCCACAACCGAGAGGUUCCCUACUUGAUGGAGCACUGCAUUAUGCGAUGCUACUUGGCAGAGGUCCCCAAGGUGCUUGAAAGUUAUUUCACUGUGGUCACACAAGUUUUGCAAAAUCACAUCGACUACCCUUGUCCCUUCUGGAAGCUACUUGGCCUCUGCCUUUUCACUCUGGGCAACGAUCAAAGCGAGAUUCGGUCCAAGUCUGCAGUUGUUCUACGCAGCUUGGAAGUACGGCAGCAGAGAAACUCCAAGAUCCAGGAUUUCGACAUCAGCAUUUCCGACAAAACGCAGGCUGUAUACAAGUUAGCACAAUUUGAGAUCUCCACCCGUCUUGCCAAACAGCAUACCGAGUUAGCAUUUCAUAUCUUCUCUGAAUUCACACUGUACUUCAAAGACCUUCAGGCCGCAGCUCAGCGAAACGUCGUUGCAGUCAUGUUGCCUUGGAUUCAGUCUAUAGAGUUAAACCUGGAUCCGAGUGGUGGACCCGCAGCACCCUCUUUUGUGCUUCUCGCAAACCUCCUUGAGAUCACUAUCAAAUCCAGCGGUGCACUACACAAUGAGGUGCAGGCUCUUUGGCAAGCUCUUGCAACAGGACCUUAUCCAGGAAAUGUCCGCUUGGCUCUCGAAUUCAUCAUGCAGCUGUGUCUUGAGCGCCGAGAGCAAAAUUUUGUCGAGUACGCUAAGCAGAUCGUUGUGUUUCUUUCAACAACGAACAGCACGCCUGGCAUCAAGGUUGUUGAGUUCCUCCUUAUGCAAAUAACCCCAAAAGCAAUGGUACCGAACGAAAAGCGAAAUGCAGUCGAGCCACCUGCUGAUAUUAAUCUUUUGCCUUACUGUGCUGAUCUCGCCGAGGCUCUUCCCGUUGGAACUAAGCAAGCUGGGUUUUCUCUCGGCCAACUAUCCCUCAUUCUCCUUGUCGACUUGAUGGUGUCCCCAGUCCAUCUCACCCAGGAAAACGUUCCGCUCCUUCUUCAAAUUGUCACUGUUCUUUGGGAUCAUUACACGCCGCUGGUUCAGGAGCAAGCGCGAGAGAUGCUUGUACAUCUCAUCCACGAAGUAGUAAUCUCCCAGAUUGAUGAUCAGACACAAGACGUUGACAAGAAGGCUAUCGAGGAUCUGAUAGAUUUAGUUCGUCGGCACGAUCGAUCUGUCGUUUGGGGGUACGAGGAUAGCAAUGGCAAGGUAGAUGAUCACGAUAGCAAAGUGCCACCAAGCAUGGAAUUCCUUACGGCAGAGGUUAUCAAGACUUUUGAGAUUACAUUUCCAGGCAUCAAGGAACAUUGGGGAAGACUGUCAUUAACAUGGGCCACGUCUUGUCCAGUUCGACAUCUCGCUUGUCGGUCAUUCCAGAUUUUCAGAUGUGUUCUUACAUCUGUGGACCAGGCCAUGCUUGGAGACAUGCUUGCCCGACUGUCCAAUACGAUUGCGGAUGAGGACCCGGAAAUUCAAUCUUUCUCGAUGGAAAUUCUGAUAACUCUGAAGACUAUUAUUGUUAAGCUGGAAGCUGACGACCUUCUCAGCUUUCCGCAAUUGUUCUGGACUACCUGUGCUUGUCUAGAGUCAAUCAACGAGAGGGAAUUUUUAGAAGCAGUUGAGAUGCUUAACAAAUUCAUCAGCAAGCUAGAUCUGAGUUCGCCUAACGUGCGCCGGAUACUUGCUGACGGGCAGCCAUCUCGUUGGGAGGGAAUAUUCGAAGGCGUUCAGCCUCUUCUCCACAAAGGCCUCAGGUCGUCGCUUUGCUGGCAACCCACUCUCGACACGAUAGACAAGUUGGUUCUUCUGCCCAGUGACGGGUUAGUUGGCGAUGAUAGACGUCUGUUCUUUUCGCUACUUGCCAAUUUCCCGCGCUUUCUUAACGAAUUGGAGAAACCUGCUCCAGACGAGAGUGUUGUGCACACAGCGAGACUGCUCCAGGAGGAAGCAGACAAUCAGGGGUUGGCUGGUAUUGCUGAGGCCCUGGAAGGGUUUGCUUUGGGCGAUCCCCAAGAUAGUAGCAAGGACUUCCUCGUCGAGUUAUGGGGAGCUUUGCGAGAGUACUAUCUCCCUCAGAUGGAUUUCCAGAUGGUAACCUUUUUGCUUGGCCUUCUCACCAACUCCCUAUCAUGGGUUAAGAUCCAAACAAUGAGAAUCCUCUGUGUGGCGAUCCCCGAAGUGGACAUGCGUAAACCGGAACUUGCUGGACACGGGUCUGACCUAAUCUCGCCUCUACUUCGACUGUUGCAGACAGAAUUUUGUAUGGAGGCCCUUGAAGUAUUGGACAACAUCAUGACAAUGUCUGGCAACCAUAUGGACAAGCAUCACUUAAGAAUGAGUAUGACGCGGCCGACGUCAAAGGCGAUUCGGAAAGAAUAUGAACGCACGCAGAGUCUAUUUGGAAUUCCCGAAGCGUCUGGAUGGGCUAUUCCUAUACCUGCAAAGAAGACUGAUGCUACGCGAGCCAAUAUCCACGCCGCAUUUUACACCUGCCAGGGCUCAGAAGGCAUGUUGACAGAAACUGCGCCUACGCCGGAUGUAGAGUUUCAUGCCGACGACUUCCCGUACAAUUACUUUGGUGCACCCGAGCGAACCGAAACCAUGCUGUCUGACGAGGGACGUGGCGAUGUUCACGCAGCAGAUCUGGCAACUAAGCUGGACAGUCUUGACGACUUCUUUGACGAGCCGUCAAGCCCCACGACUGAUGAUGAUGGCCGAUCAUCACGAACAAUAACUGAAUACACCCCGGAGUCGUUUGAGACCGGAGCAGAGCUAUAUGAUGAGCAGACCCUGCCUAUUCUUCAUGAAGCUUCGAACAAUGCAUCUUUCCAAAAUGGCUUCGCAGACCGAUCUCCAGGGCUUUCGAGAGAGGCGAGCUCGAACACCAUGACACCAGGUGCCUUCAGCGUGGUUGUUCCCGUGGCGCGACCGGGCCUGCAUUCUAGAUCCAUCACAUCCCCCUCUGCGCCAGCCUCUUACCAACCACAAAUGGGCGACAUUGUCUCUGAUGACGAGUACCUGGGAGGCUACUCAGAUGCCGACGAUGAGCGACCUGGUACGGGGCAUACUGAGAGUGCUUUCUAUUUGGAGAACAUGAUCAAGCCUGUCACUCGAAGACCACAGUCGAGGAUAAGACGCCAGCCAAGCGUUCGUUCACGAGAUGAGAGAAGUCGAGAAAAGCCACCGCCCCGCUCGGCAUCACGACUGGCAAACAACGUAUUCCCUCCUGGGAUGCAAGAGCAUGCGGAAGGCGACAUGCUAUGA
Messenger RNA from Fusarium venenatum, 7767 nucleotides. NCBI's taxonomy places the organism in Eukaryota, Fungi, Ascomycota, Sordariomycetes, Hypocreales, Nectriaceae. The record is from RefSeq and is a predicted model, not a curated record.